Messenger RNA from Phragmites australis (common reed), 1509 nucleotides. Its product is annotated as ERBB-3 BINDING PROTEIN 1-like. NCBI's taxonomy places the organism in Eukaryota, Viridiplantae, Streptophyta, Magnoliopsida, Poales, Poaceae. The transcript is spliced from 10 exons. The coding region runs from base 165 to 1346 and encodes 393 amino acids. The record is from RefSeq and is a predicted model, not a curated record.
ACGCCGCCUCCUCACCCCACUCGACUGCCUCGCCUCCAUUCCCCCCACCCCUCCCAAAGCCCAAACCCUAAGCCUAAACCUCUCACCUCCUGCCGCCGCCGCCGCCGCUGCAGCCGCAUCGACUCCCCUCCCAGCCUCCGCCGCCCCCGACUCGGACCGAAGCAAUGUCGUCGGACGAUGAUGUCAGGGAGGAGAAGGAGCUCGACCUCUCCUCCAACGACGUCGUCACCAAGUACAAGGCCGCCGCCGAAAUCCUCAACAACGCUCUGAAGCUAGUUGUGUCAGAUUGCAAGCCGAAAGCCAAGAUUGUUGACCUUUGUGAGAAGGGUGACUCUUUCAUAAUAGAGCAAACUGGGAAUGUCUACAAGAAUGCAAAGAGGAAGAUUGAAAGGGGCAUUGCUUUCCCAACCUGCUUAUCCGUCAACAACACAGUCUGCCACUUCUCUCCACUUGCCACUGAUGAGGCAGUCCUGGAAGAAAAUGAUAUGGUUAAAAUAGAUAUGGGCUGUCAUAUUGAUGGUUUUAUUGCUGUGGUGGCUCAUACACAUGUAAUUACAAAUGGGCCAGUCACCGGAAGAGCAUCUGAUGUUCUUUCUGCUGCCAACACAGCAGCAGAAGUCGCAAUGAGGCUUGUUAGACCUGGGAAGAAGAACAAGGAUGUUACUGAAGCAAUUCAGAAAGUUGCUGCUGCUUAUGAUUGCAAAAUUGUCGAAGGUGUUCUUAGCCAUCAGCUGAAACAAUUUGUCAUUGAUGGUAACAAAGUCGUGCUUAGUGCCUCCAAUGCUGAUACAAAGGUGGAUGAUGCUGAAUUUGAAGAAAAUGAAGUAUAUGCAAUUGAUAUUGUCACCAGCACUGGGGAGGGAAAGCCUAAGUUGUUGGAUGAGAAGCAGACCACCAUUUAUAAAAGGGCUGUUGACAAGAAUUAUCACUUGAAGAUGAAAGCAUCGAGGUUUAUUUUCAGUGAGAUCAGCCAGAAGUUCCCAAUCAUGCCUUUUACUGCUAGGGCACUGGAAGAAAAGCGUGCGCGUUUAGGCUUAGUGGAAUGCAUGAAUCAUGAGCUAUUGCAGCCAUACCCUGUACUUCACGAGAAGCCAGGCGACCUUGUUGCGCACAUAAAGUUCACUGUGUUGUUGAUGCCAAAUGGAUCAGACAGGAUUACAUCACAUCCACUACAGGAGCUAAAGCCCACAAAAUCUAUUGAAGACAAUGUUGAGAUAAAGACAUGGCUUGCUUUGGGGACGAAAACAAAGAAAAAGGGUGGUGGAAAGAAGAAGAAAGGCAAGAAAGGGGAUGCAGCAGAGGCAGAGCCUAUGGAGGCAACAAGCUGUGCUCCAAGCCAAGAAUAAUUCUGAUUUUCGAAAUUGCUACCUCUAGUUUUGUUCUUGUUUCUUUGCUGCAUCUGAUUAUGUUAUAUUCAGUUGUGGAAAUUUGAGUACUUUUGGAGGCGUCUGAAAAAUUACUCAUCCGCUGCACACUAUCGCAUCAAAUGACAAAGAUACUUAUCCAUAA